UCAAGUACUACUGUUCACCACAAGUUAUAUGUAAGUAAUGUAUGCAUAGUGUGUAGUUUUUGAUUGGGGGAAGGGUAAAGUACGAUAAACUUACUCUAUACUUUUAUGAAAUAUAGACUCGAGAUCAAGCCAACUGUCACAGUGAACGGCAUAUAUAUAGGGUUUUCACUCGGCGUCGGUGGCCGAGUGGUUAGGCCGUCAAACUCUCGACCGAAAGGUCGUGCGUGGGUUCGAGUCCUGGCCGCGGCAGGGCUGACGUUGUGUCCUUGGGAAAGGCACUUUACAUGAAUUUCCUCACUCCACCCAAGUGUAAAAAGGGGUACCUGGCUAUAGACAGUGAAAGAUAUUGUUUGAAUGUUACUUUAGCGCUUGUAAUGGCAGCUGGCACUGUAUGCUUCCUAGGAGGCUGAGAAAGUUCUAGAUUGAUAUAAGGUCUGCCGGGGUAAUAAUGUACAUUGAUUAUUGUAAAGCGCUUUGAGCAGCAUACGCUGGAUAAGGUGCUAUAUAAAACCAAUCAUUAUUAUUAUUAUCUAUUCACCUAACGUUAAACAUUCAUGUGUAAUGUCAAAUGUAUACAUUCUGUAAUCGUAAUUAAUUUUGCGAGCUAAUCGACCGUUUUGAAGAGAGCUGAAAGUUAAUCAUCAGAAUUGUUUAUUCUAAUAAUAAACCAAUUUCACUUUGUCAUGACAAUGUAAAGAUUUAAUAACAGAUUUAUUGACAAAUCAUGAACCCACAACCCUGACAAGGGACAGUGUUUUGUAAAGGAUCGAGGCUGAAUCAGUCCAAAAACUCUCGCUUAGAUGAGUAUCCUAAUUCUAUACCCAAAAUCGGAUCGUCCUGACAUUCCGAUAAGACGAUAUGUGACUUUCACUUUGAAUUCCUGGAACCUUAAUUAGACGAGAGGUUUUCUAAAAAGGAUGUUGCUAAAAGGUUCAUUCUGACUCACUUAGCUAAAAUUCUGAAAUUGUUAUUCCCACUUAGUUAAAACUGUGAUUUUCACACCUGAGUGGUCCUGGGGUAUAGUCUGUUUUAGACUAACUACCUGUAAUAAUCAGCCAGGCCUGUGAAAUCAAAUCAUAUAUAUAUAUAUAUAUAUAUAUAUAUAUAUAUAUAUAUAUAUAUAUAUAAGUAUAUCUCUUCUUAUCAAUAUGAAAUAACAAAGAUUUAAAUAAUGAUUUAAUAUAUUAAUGACAUUGUUUAGAGGUGUACAAAUAUAAGUUUCAAUACAGAAUUCUGAACAAAAUUUUAGCUUCAAACUCAUACUUAUUCAAAAUCAGUUUGUUUCGAACAAAAGACCAAUCUUCAAAUAUCAAUAACAAAAAAUAAUUUUAUUUUUGGAUGAAAUUCUAUCACAUUUGUAAUAUGAUUUAUCAUCGUAAUUUCUAAUAAUAUGAUCUCUCUCUCUCUCUCUCUCUCUCUCUCUCUCUCUCUCUCUCUCUCCUAGUUUAUAGUUUAUGAGAUAAACUACCUGAAAUUAAGUUUUGUAUAGGACAAAUUAUUACGAAAAUGCAUGUACAACUUUCUUUUUUAUUAUCAAUACAUAAAAUCUAUAAAUGUAAUUGUACAGAUAAACCAGAUAAACAAGCAUACAUGUACCACUUAUGAUCCCUGAGUGUGACCCUCUCAUUGGUUGGCUAUUAGGCUUUUAUUUUCACUGUAAAUAAUUAUGAGCAUAAUUGUUUUGUCCAGAAACAUCAAUAGCUAGUACUCUCACCCUUUGAUUUAUUCUCUCUAAAAGCAAUUAAUAACAAUCAUAUACUCAGUUUUCAUUUAUUAUAUUUAGUUCAGUAAGAUUCUAUAUCACUUUCUUAAGUAUGGCUAACGCUCAAGUACGGGUAGAUUUUCUAGAGAAUGGUAGAGGAGGAUUUUUUCUUCUUUAUGGUGGCUUUAAGUAUUCUGUCCGGAACAGAUAUAAUGACAGAACCUAUUGGAGAUGCGUUGACAGACAGUGUCCAGCAACUCUAACAACAACCAACAACAUCAUCGUGUCAUUUGGGAGACACCACAACCAUGAUGAUAACUACGUUGGGCUUGCUGCGGAAUCAUUUAUUAGUGGUGUGAAGAAGAGGUGCCGAGAUGAAGCAACAGCGAUCCCCACCAUUUAUGAUGACGAAUUAGGAGGACUACGCAAUGCUGAAUGUGAUGAUUCAGUGGUGGAUAUGAUUCGACAGAUACCAACCUUUCAGGCCUCCAAGUCUGCACUUUAUAGAGCACGUGCCAAGACAACUCCAAAAUUACCCACAUCACAGGAUGACAUCAAACUCCAUGGACCAUGGAUCAACACCUUGGCAGGUGAAAGGUUUCUUCUGUGUGAUGACACUGAUGCACAAGGACACAGAAUCAUGAUCUUUGCAACCGACACCAACAUAAAUCAUCUGUGUGCAGCGGAGGUAAUUUUCAGUGAUGGGACAUUCUAUUCAUGUACACGAUUCUUCACGCAGCUGUACACUCUUCAUGGAAAUGUAAAUGGAACAAUUUUUCCUCUCAUCUAUGGACUAUUGCCUAACAAGAGUGAGGACACAUACAAUCGGUUUUUCAGUCUCUUGAAGGAUUCAGCUAGAAGACUCCAGUCUGUGUCGACCCCAGAAAGUUGGCUGCUGGACUUUGAGAUCGUCGCUCGAAAUGCAGUUCAUCACAACUUCCCAGGGGCUUCAAUCAAGGGAUGAUUUUUCCACUUUACUCAGUGUAUCUGGAGAAAAGUACAAUCCUGUGGAUUAACCGUGCGAUUCCGGGAUGAUGAGGACUUCCAUCGCCUCGUGAGAAGAGCAGCUGUUCUCCCUCUGAUUCCUGAACACCAAGUGGAGGAUGUGUGGUUUCAGGCGCUGGAAGAUAAUGACGAUGAUGGCCAGGAUGUCCUACGUUUCAAGGACUAUGUCACUGAGACAUGGGUAAAAGGGCAUCUGACGAACUGGAACCACUUUGACAAUGAUGGGCCCAGAACGACAAAUGCCGUAGAAGGAUGGCACAACAAAUUGAACAGGAUGUGUCAACACCCUCAUCCGAAUAUCUAUGUGUUUAUCCAACUUAUUCAGAAAGAACAGGCAGCCAAUGAAGCCAAAAUCAUCCAACUUUCUGCUGGAGGAGUGAUCAGGCCAAAAAAGAGGAAAUACAGGCAGUUAAACACACGAAUUCGGCAGCUUAAGGAAAGAUUUCGCCGGGGUGAAAUUCAAGUGAUGGACUAUGCAGAUGCCGCAUCUCAUCUCAUUCAUUUAGACUGAUGUGUUCCUUUUACAUGCAUUUCCUUAUGCGUUUCAUUAUUAGACUGAUAUGUUCCUUAAAUUUUCUAAAAAUAAUAAUAAUAAUGUAUAAAAAUAAAAAAUUAAUCUCAAGUCUUUCUUUUUUGGAAAUGGAAUUUUACUGCCCAAUUUUUAAAACUAAACCAAAUUACCUGUGAUUUAUUACAAAACAGACUAUAGGUUACCUGUAAUUAUUUUCCUUUGUUCUUUGACACCCUUACCUGUGCACCAUUCCCAUCUAGCUAAAACCAGUCAACCGUACAUAUUUCAGAAUUUUAGCUAAGUGGGAAGAUACCUGCUAAAAUGCGGAACGGAAAAUGAAACUUUCGAAAGUAUACAGGUUUGGAUUACGGAAGUUCCGAGUUCCCCAAGAGUUAUUUCCCUUUGUCGAACUCUUCCGUAAAUUAUGACGUAAAAUAUGAUGACAGUGGGUACAUUUGCUAAUUACUAUCGUUGUAUUAUUUCUUAAAAGAUGAUAUCCAGAGUUUCUGAGACCAUCCUAUCUCAGGGGAAAGGCAACUUUAGCGAGUUUAUGAGUAUUGGAUAACAAAAUGGCUCAAACAAAUAAUGUUAAUUGCCAUCUUUCUUUGAUAAAAGCGUCCCUCAUGUAGAAGAGGAAACGAAUAAUGAUUUAAUAGCCAAUUUGAUGAUCUUAUUCAAACAGAUUAUGCUUGAUAUGACCAGAAUAUACAUACCAGUGAUUGAUAUAAACAAAAGUUACGCUUUUGUUACAUUAAUCGUACGUAAUUGUUAUGUACAAUGCCAGUCUACGAUAUAAUGUAUACAUUGUGUACCCACCAUACGUCAUAAAAUGCGAAAGAGUUCUACAAAGGGAAAUAAUUUUUGUGUAACUCGGAACUUGCGUAUUCAAUUGAAAUUGCUUUAUAUUAUAUAUUUCAGCAGUAAUACCAGUAUUUAGUUAAUUCAAACACCCUUUAACCUCAAAGCAGGCACAUGAAUGUGUAAUGUAGAACGUACAUAGGGUACCAAUUUUGAUGCACCAGAUGCGCAUUUCGACGAAUAAUGUUUCUUCAGUGGUGCUCAACCGAAAUGUUUGAAAUCCGAAAUAACAAUGAAGUUUUAGAGCAAUUACAGGGAAAAACAGUGUGCCAAAGAAGUGGAGUCAAAUUCGUCUAAGGAUAAGAGCUUAAUCCUUAAGAGAUAAUCCUUAAUUUUGAAAUGAAUUUCUAAAUUUUAUAAUAGCAAUUAAAUAUACAUCCGUAUUUUCAAGCUAGUAACGAAGUACUUAGCUACUGGGCUGUAGAGACCCUUGGGGACUAACAGUCCACCAGCAGAGGCCUCGACCCAGGGGUCAUAAUGUAAAACUUAUACGGUACCAAUUUUGAUUCACCAGAUGCAAUUAAUUAUUCUCUCGCAAGACAAUCAUUCUUCCUUUGAUAUUUCUUUACACUAUUUAAAAGCGGUUAUUUAAUGCAAUACAAGCUGUAACUGACGCCAAAUGAAUUUUAAAGAAAAAUAACUAUCAAAAUUUCAUUUGAAUAGUACUUUUGCGUUAUCAUUACUUUCUUACACUUCUUGUCAUUCAUGAAACGAUUUAAAGGUGGCCCACUACACCCCAAAAUAGUUUCUCAAAUCAGUAUACGAAUUGAUUUUAUUAUAAAAGAUAUGAUGAUAUACAAUAAGUAUAUAUAUGCCCAAAAGGCAAAAAAUAUACAAAUUUGGAUAAAAACAUGAUUUUCAAAAAAAUUAUUUCAACACAUAUGAACGAAAGACUCUGGGGGAUUUGAGCUCGAGAUCUGCGGUUCACCUGCCCAAUGCUUUAACCACUGACCUACGAUGAUAGACAAACACAUCGAUCGAUAUAAAUAAUUUCACAAAACAUCUAAAUCGCCAUCUUGUGACGUGGUAUCAUACAGGGUAUAAACUUUAGUGUAGUGAGCUACCUUAAAACAAACAACACGUGUAGUUACUAACGUCAGUUUCCGUCUUUGUAUAUAACCUCGACCUGAGCAACCCGAUUAUGUUCCGUAAUCGGCAAUCCUCGUUCCCAUUUCCUUGUAUACGCCACAAUGGCGGUUUAUACGAAACGCAUUGUAGCUAGGUAUGUUCUCAAACAAUAUUCCCUUGUUUAUUUUGUUGAAUUUUUCUUCAGAUCUUGGGGAUUAUAUUAGUUAUACCGAUAGGUGUUAUUUAGUGCAUAAUUGGAUAGUUGAAAAAAUACCGUCACUGACGGUCAGUUACAGCUUGUAUUGCUUUAACGUAGUUUUGUUAGGUUUGAAAUAUGCCUAAAAUUGCUCAGGUUACAUCUUUAUUCAUAAAAGAUCUGCAGCGGAAGGGGGCCUAGGCGGUCCCCUGACCCCUGCCUUACUAUUUUCCAUUUCAUAAUGUUGGCAGCUCUGCAUCAGUUACAGCUUGUAUUGCUUUAACGUAGUUUUGUUAGGUUUCUCUAUUAUGCAUGCGUUAUAUAUCUUUACCUAAAGAUCUGAAAAUUUUUAUAACCAAGAUUUUUCCCCUCCUUUCUUUUUAUAGUUUCUUUUGGUAGUACAUGUAUAGUUAUGUGAUAUAUUAUAAACUUUUUUAAUUUAUUUAAUUCCUCUGUUUGUUCAAUUUUCUAUCAAAACGUAACAUAUAUUAUGAAACACCCUGUAUUUGCGCGUCUAUAAAAAACGUACUGUAAUACGCUGUGUACAUUGCUUAAAAUAUGAUUGCUAUUUUGUCUUUGAAAACUAUUUCCAGCAUAAAGAGGUUUACUAUGGAAACGCUUGAUUUGUCUACUCUGUUGUGCAACCGGUUUAGUCGGUGUACACUUAUAGUCUAGUGCAAUUUGUUUAGUGACUAGAAAUAACGAUUUUAAUAUAAAUGAAGUACAAAAAUAAAUAAUUACUCGACCUUCACAUUUUUUAUUUUACAAAAUUGUAUUUUAAUCUACAUUUAUAUAUCCCUAUAUACAUCUGAAAUAUAACUGGUCAUACACCGAAAUACCUGUUGAUUUUUUUAACGCCCAACUUGUUUUCGAUGAUUGUACGAAAUAUCAAUAUAUAAUGUUUUCUACUCACAAAUGUAAGACAUAUUGCCUGCUCUGAAAGUGCUGAUCAUGUGAUAUC
Ostrea edulis (European flat oyster) is the source of this 6301-nucleotide messenger RNA. RefSeq lists its product as uncharacterized. NCBI's taxonomy places the organism in Eukaryota, Metazoa, Mollusca, Bivalvia, Ostreida, Ostreidae. The transcript has a single exon. Bases 1815 to 2666 code for a protein of 283 amino acids. The record is from RefSeq and is a predicted model, not a curated record.